Trachemys scripta elegans is the source of this 4620-nucleotide messenger RNA. RefSeq names its product protein NYNRIN-like. Bases 1463 to 3052 code for a protein of 529 amino acids. The transcript has a single exon. Gene Ontology annotation, molecular function: RNA-DNA hybrid ribonuclease activity; nucleic acid binding. NCBI's taxonomy places the organism in Eukaryota, Metazoa, Chordata, Testudines, Emydidae. Gene Ontology annotation, biological process: DNA integration. The record is from RefSeq and is a predicted model, not a curated record.
GGUACCCCGGGGGCGAAGGCAAACAAUGUGAUGGUCUUAUUUCCUUAAUGUCUUUAGCCGGCUCCUUCCUCACUUUCUCCCCUCCCAGCAAAGAGCCUCGUCUAACCCUUUCAGUCCAAGGACUGCCUGUCUCCUUCCUCAUUGAUACUGGAGCUACUUUCUCUCUUUUAAAUCAUGCCCCCUCUCCCUGGCUAUCUUCUGAGGUUAAAACUGCAACUGGGGUGAAGGGCAACCCACAGUCUCUGGGACUCACUUUGCCUCUAAAUGUUAUUUAUGCUGAUAAAUGUUUUUCUCACCGUUUUCUUUUUUCCCCAGCUUGUCCGAUCCCUUUGAUGGGCCGGGACUUACUCUGUAAGCUUGAGGCUACUUUAACCUGCACUCCUGAAGGGGUAGGAUUAUUGAUGACAGUGUUAGGAGAUUCGGCCCCAACUCAGGGUAAUUGGGAAACACCCCCCCUCUCUCCCCUGACCUCACUGACUUGCCUUUAACCCUCUGGGGAAUUUCUGACACUGAUGUUGGCCUGCUCCUUUCGGCAGAGCCAGUAAGGAUUCAAGUGAAGCCCUCCUUAACCCCCCCGUCAGUCCCUCAAUACCCCCUGUCGCUGGAAGCCCGGGAGGGCAUCCGCCCCAUUAUCGAGGGAUUCAUUGCACAAAAGCUAGUCCGCCCUCAGCGCACUCCCUGUAACACCCCUAUACUGCCUGUCAGAAAGCCUCCUAAAAAGGACGGAGACCCUAUUUGUUGGCGCUUUGUACAGGAUCUACGGGUUGUUAAUCAGUAUGUGGUCCCUCUUCAUGCAGUAGUUCCUGAUCCAGCUACUAUCAUCAGCCAAAUCCCCUGGGAUGCUGAGUGGUUCACUGUUAUUGACUUAAAAUCAGCCUUUUUCAGCAUUCCUGUGCACCCAGACUCUCAGUAUCUCUUUGGUUUCACCUGGGAGGGACAAAGUUAUGUCUGGCAACGACUUCCUCAAGGCUACAGAGACAGCCCCAAGAUUUUCAGCCAAUGCCUCCGCCACGACUUGGAAGGCUUCACCAGUCCGCAGGGAUCCACGUUAGUCCUAUACGUAGAUGACAUCCUAUUAGGUAACCGCGAAGAAGCUGCCCUCCACAUCGAUGGUAAGGCACUUUUAUUAUACCUACACACCAGAGGCCACAAGGUAGACCCUAACAAGAUUCAGUGGGUCUCACAGAAGGUCCGAUAUCUGGGCUUCCUGUUAACCCCAGAGGGGAGACAAAUGGACCCAGUCCGCAUAAAGACUAUCCAAAACUGCCCUCUGCCAAACACCAAGAAACAACUUUGAGGUUUCUUAGGAUUAAUUGGCUUCUGUCGCCCCUGGUUGCCGUCCUGCGGGGAGUUAAGCAAACCGCUCCACCGACUCACUGCUAACCUUGCUCCUGACCCUUUGCAGUGGUCCCCGGACACGAUCCAAGCCUUUCAGUUACUCAAGGACAGUGUGGCUUCCUCCAUGUCUCUCCGCCCCCCCAAUUACAGCAAACCCUUUCACCUUUUUGUCCACGAGAGGGGCGGAAUUGCUAGUGGUGUCCUUACCCAGCUGAGCGGGCCCCACCAUUUCCCGCUUGCUUUUUACUCUCAGCAGAUCGACCCUGUCGCUCAGGGAACCCCAUCCUGCACCCGGACUCUGGCAGCAGCUGCCCUGCUGAUCACAAAGGCAAAGAGCCUGACCCUGGGUCAUUUUACCACGGUUUGGACCUCUCAUGCCUUGUCAGCCCUUCUGCGUAGGGGCACAACCCAAGUCUUUUCGGCCCAUCGUCAGCAACAGCUAGAGGCCGAACUCUUAGAAGACACUAACCUAAUUUUUGAAAGGUGUGGGCCCCUUAAUCCAGCUACCUUACUUCCUGACCUGCCAGUCCUCCAGGAUCAGCACGACUGUGUGGAAGUAGUUUAUAGCAUCUUACAGAUAAGGGACAACCUGUUUGACGUGCCACUGGACAACCCUGAUUGCAUCCUCUUCUCGGACGGAAGCUCCUUCUAUGCUGAUGGCAAGCGUUUCACCGGUUAUGCAGUCACCUCUGAAUGGGACAUUCAAGAGGCCGCCUCACUGCCAGGCAACUGGGGAGCCCAAGCCGCCGAACUCUAUGCCCUGGCCCGAGCUUGCCAGUUGGCCGCUGGUAAGACCGUUACCAUUUUUACUGAUAGCAAGUAUGCUUUUGGAGUUGUGCAAUGUCACAUCCACCUCUGGAAGUUUCGAGGUUUCCAGACAGCUGCCGGUAAACCCAUUCAGCACCUCCUCCCCAUCCACAAGCUUUUGGACGCCCUCCAAGAACCCUCGGUCCUGGCUGUAGUUCACUGCCGGGCCCAUACUAAAGAUGAUAGCCCCGUCACCCGUAAGAAUGCCCUGGCUGACGCCUCCGCCAAGACGGCUGCCGUCUUACCCUUAGCCAUGCCCACAUUGGCUAUUUCAGCCUCCUCCUUUACUCCACCGCGCCCCGUACCAGUACCCGCUGCUGAACUACAGUCGUGGGAGAGCCUCGGAGCCACUCUGGUCAAAGGGACCUGGCUUAUGCCGGAUGGCCGAGUCUGCCUCCCUCGCUCCACAUACCCCGUGGCAGUUCGCUGGCACCAUGAUAAGGGGGGUCACUACGGCACGCACGCCCUUGUGGACACCAUCGCUCGCUUUUGGUAUGCUCCAGGCAUUCAACCCUACUGCCUGUCAAUAGUGAAAGCAUGCAGCACAUGUCAGCGUAAUGGACCUGCUCCGCCUCUUAACAAAAUUAAGGGUGGAAGACCUCCGCCUGCUGCUCCAUUUCAACAUCUUCAAAUUGACUUUGCAGAUAUGCCAAAGGCUUUUGGGAAAAAGCACCUCCUUGUUUUGGUUUGCCCUCUGACUUCCUGGGUCGAAGCUUUUCCUACUGCUAAUUGUACUGCUGCCACAGAGGCGAAGGUUCUCCUUAGAGACAUUGUACCCCGUUUUGGCAUCCCUCUCGUGCUUGACUCAGAUCGCGGACCUCACUUUACUGGUCAUGUCCUUGGCCGUUUAGAACAAGGACUGGGCAUUUCACACUCCUUUCAUACACCCUACCACCCCCCAGUCUAGCGGGAAAGUUGAGCGUAUGAAUAGGGAGCUUAAGUUUACAUUGGCUAAAUACUGUCAGGAAACAGGGUUAAAGUGGCCUCAGGUACUUCCCUUGGUCCUGUUUCACCUUCGUACUCGCCCAACCCGUGUAUUGGGAUUAUCCCCCUUUGAACUGCUCUAUGGACACCCCCUUUCAAAGGCGGGGCGCUACCACGUGCUGAUGUUUCACUAUUGGGAGGGGAUCAUAUGACCGCGUGCCAGUUUCUCUCCCUACAGGCUCGCCUCCGUACCCUUUGGAAAGGCUCACAGUUUUCCCAGACCGUGCCGCUGGAAGAACAGAUCCACCCGUUCCAACCAGGGGACUUCGUCUGGGCCAAAAAGUUCGUUCGUGGCGACACCCUCCAGCCGAGGUUUACUGGACCCCACCAGGUUCUUUUAACAACCCAGACUGCAGUGUUCCUGGAAGGACGCAAAUCCUGGAUCCACCACUCCCACGUCAAGCCAGCCGUAGUGGACCACAGUGACGGACCAGCAGCUCUUGCCACCACUGAGGACACUGCCUCCGACCAGUGGACCAGCUUACCUCUUUCAGACAUCAGACUUAAAUUGACUCGGCAAAAAUGAGAGGACCUUUUAUUCUGACAACUGUAUGUUUUUUAUUAUGCCUUUUUAGUUUAUUUUCUGCUUAUGAAGAUAAUGCUUUUAUUAGAUAUUCCCACGAGGUUAAAACUCGUAUUUUAGGAAAUAGAAGUAAUUGCUGGGUAUGUACUCAAUUUCCAGUAAAUGCAGAACAGGGACUCCCCUUCACACCCAUUCCCCUGACCACUGCUAAUAUGACUUGGAUGCCACCAGCUAGAGUAAAAGAUCCAGUCCAACACGAUCUUACAUGGAACAAAACAGGAGUGCCAAUUAACAGAUAUCUCAGGGUAACCAAUCAGACAGGAUCACUGUGUUUUGUUAAAGAAAAGGGGUCAACUUUUGUGGGAACAAGUAAAUGCAACAUGUAUUUUAAUGGCACCGCCUUUAGUAAAAAUCUUGGCUUCAAGCCUUGCGCAUCCCACUUAUCCCAUAUGUGGAUCCCUCACCCCGAUCCAACUUUUUCAUGGGUGGGCAAGCCUUCAGAGUCAGCUUUUAAGAAGCCCUGCUCAGAUCACGAGGGUGUCCAACUAAUUGCUAAGGGACAUACGAUUGCCUUCUACAACUGCUCAAGCAGUACUACAUUGCCCUUUGAAAACACCACUACCAAAUUGUGCCUCUGCAGUUCGCACAACGACCCCGCUGCGUUACCAGGGGAACAGUGGUCCAACGGGUGGUGGGUUACCUCCUACUUUGAGAAAUGGAAUACCCGAAACGCAUUGUAUGGAACAUACUGGAUGUGCGGGCCCAAAGCUUAUUACUUUCUCUCCCCUGAUUGGGCAGGGUCAUGUUAUUUAGCGUGGCUAACACCGCCUUCUCGCAUCUCCCUCACUCCCCUUCAUUUUCCCCACGUUCGUAACAUCCGUGAAACCUUCAGAGAUAUUAAUAUCCGUGAUGGUUUGUCAUGGCAGCGGUGGGCUGGUCUCAUUAGCUUGAGGGGUGGUGUCAUACGU